This is a messenger RNA of Lycium ferocissimum, 846 nucleotides long. RefSeq names its product extensin-2-like. Bases 1 to 846 code for a protein of 281 amino acids. The transcript is spliced from 2 exons. The record is from RefSeq and is a predicted model, not a curated record. Lineage: Eukaryota; Viridiplantae; Streptophyta; Magnoliopsida; Solanales; Solanaceae.
AUGUCUGCACCUAAUUUUAACCAGUCACCUUUAGGGUGGUUCUCUCCUCAACCAUCCCCAUGGCCUUCUCCUACUUACAACAAGUCUCCAAGUUCACCAACUUCAUCACCACUAUCACCGACUCCAAAUGAUUUUAAUUCUCCGCCCUCGCCUUCAAGAUGGGCUCCAUCCCCAUAUUACUCUUCAUGGGAACCAUCUUCUAGUUAUACGACAUCGUCUCCUCAAUCAGCGCCUGUACUUACACCUUCUUACCCUAACCAAUCCCCACCAUCACCUAUAGAAUGGUUCUCUCCUCGACCUUCCCCAGAGCCUUCGUCCACUUACGACGACAAGAAUGCUCCAACUUCACCAACUACAUCGCCACUAUCACCAUCUCCAUAUGAUAAUAGUUCACCGCCCUCACCUUCAGGAUGGGCUCCAUCUCCAUCACGAGCACCAUAUCCUAAUGAUAAAGUAUCUCCUCAGUCAUCGGUUGUACCUGUACCUGCACCUUCGUAUUCUGAUAAGUAUUCACAACAACCUUCUCUAUCACCACUUCCAAAUUACUAUUAUAAAUCACCAUCUCCUCCAUAUAUUUACAAUUCUCCACCACCUCCUCCCUAUUAUAAAUCACCAUCUCCUCCAUAUAUUUACAACUCUCCACCACCUCCUCCCUAUUAUUACAUGUCCCCACCACCACCAUAUAUUUACACUCCCACCUCCCUCCCUAUUAUUACUCCUCCACCACCAUACUACUAUAAAUCUCCACCUCCACCCCUCCAUCACCAUCACCCCCUCCUCCAUACGUCUACAAUUUGGAGUUUGCUCAGUAACGAGAAAAAUGAGCUGAGUGUUGACAUAAAAUAG